UUUUAUUAUUGCUUUGUUUGAGCAAAACCAUAACUUCCCUUUAACAAUAAACAAAGAGAAAAUCUAACCAAACCAAACACAACCAUUUUCUCUCUAAAUCUACAGAGAUGAGAAGCAGCAAUCACUUGAUAGGAUUACUAAACUUCUUCACAUUCUUGCUCUCCAUACCGAUUCUCGGCGGCGGGAUAUGGCUAAGCAGCAGAGCCAACAACACAGAUUGCUUAAAAUUCUUGGAGUGGCCAUUGAUCGUCAUCGGAGUCUCGAUUAUGGUCGUCUCUUUAGCUGGUUUCGCCGGCGCUUGUUAUAGGAACACAUUCUUGAUGUGGCUUUACCUCUUUGUGAUGUUCUUCAUCAUCGCAGCACUUAUAGGGUUCAUCAUCUUUGCGUAUGCUGUGACGGAUAAAGGUUCCGGCCGGCCGGUGAUGAACAGAGCUUAUUUGGAUUAUUAUUUGCAGGAUUACUCAGGUUGGUUGGAGGAGAGGGUGGCUAGUGAGAGCUAUUGGAGCAAGAUUAGCUCUUGUAUUAGAGAUUCUAAGAUUUGUGCUAAGAUGGGAGUCUCCAUUAAUGGUGUGCCUGAAGCUGCUGAUAUGUUUUAUCAAAGGAAGCUUAGUCCUAUUCAGUCUGGAUGCUGCAAGCCCCCAACUGACUGCGGUUUCACGUAUGUGAAUGAAACUAUAUGGACAUAUGAAGGAGGGGUAGUUUACAACACUGACUGCAACAACUGGAGCAAUGAUCAACAGCAGCUUUGUUAUUCUUGCAACUCUUGCAAGGCUGGAGUGCUUGGCAGUCUGAGAAAGAGCUGGAGAAAAGUGUCAGUAAUCAACAUCAUUGUAUUAAUAAUCCUAGUGAUUGUUUACGUGGUUGGCUGUGCAGCCUUCAGAAACAAUCGGCGUAUGGAUAAUGAUGAACCCUACGGUCAAGCAAGGAUGACAAAGGCACAACCGAGUUGGAUCCAUUUCUAAAUGAAGUUAAACUACAUGCUUGCAUUGGUAGCUUGGUAUGUCAAGGUUGUAUGUUAUGGUUUGGUCUUCCUGUCUGGGACUGCUAAUCUUUGACAAAAUGCACUUAAAUAGUAUUGAAAAUCUUUUUCAAAUACAUGUAAACUAAAUAGCUGAAUAUAUAUUUACACCCUA
Molecule: messenger RNA, 1133 nt
Organism: Manihot esculenta (cassava)
Lineage: Eukaryota; Viridiplantae; Streptophyta; Magnoliopsida; Malpighiales; Euphorbiaceae
Product: tetraspanin-3
Exons: 2
Coding region: 108-962 (284 amino acids)
Biological process (GO): auxin-activated signaling pathway
Cellular component (GO): plasma membrane; plasmodesma
Source: RefSeq, a predicted model, not a curated record